AUACAAGCUUCAGAAGCUUACCUUUGGAAUCUGGAUGCAUCCCUGGGAUGUUUGAGACACGAUGACCUGCAAACAACCUAAACAAAUGACGAAGGCCCAACUGGCCUGUAAUAAUGUAAUCAAUUAACACUGUUUAUUCAGGCCUAUCGUGUUACUGAUGUGUUGUCCACUUUUGUCAAUGUCAUCAAAACACUACCCGAAGAAUUGCAUUUCUUAUGUAUGCAAAACUCAAUGGAUUUACGAGCGGCUUUAUAUGGACCCUGUUUUCUGUCUCUACAUCAGUUUGGGAGCGAGAGUAAUGAAUAGUUGUCAUUGACUCCUGAGUCACACAGUAUACGUCUUGCUGUCAGAUAUUUCAAUUCGUAGCAUCAUGUUAUUAUUACCCAGGCUAUGUGUCUGCGCUGUCUUGCUGUUGCUAUUGGAUCCAGUUGUACUGUUUAGAGUUCCACAACGACUCUUGGCGAGGGAAACGGAGAGAAAAGACACACAUGAGGUUGUUUCAAAGGCAAUCCAGAGACUGCAUGAGCUAUUUGACAUUAGAGAUUUACCACAAAACGCGUUACCUCACAGGAAACCCCCGCAAUUUAUGGUAGAUCUAUUCAAUGCUGUUGCUGACUCGGACGGGAUAACGAAGGAUCCGGGAAUUUUGGAAGGGAAUGUCGUGCGAAGUUUUGAGGAUAAAGUUCAUUCCGAUCAGUCACAUUACUACUUCAACUUAUCCUCAUUUGGAAGAAAAGAAAAAAUGAUUAAAGCUGAAUUUCGGAUUUUUAGACAGAAACAGAGUAUCGUCCCUGGGAAAUCAUUUGGACAUCAUUUCUGCAAAAUUGAUGUUUAUGAGUUACUGGAUAGCGGGAUUAAGCCAUGGAGAGGGAACCUGGUUACAUCAAGAUUAUUACCGCUGUAUACUCAAGGAUGGGAAGUGAUUAAUGUCACUCAAACGGUGUCUAAAUGGAUUAUUGACAGCAGCUCAAAUCACGGAUUCCUUAUUGUCACCACACUGCCUUCGGGAAAUUCGUUGGAAUCCAGAUUUGGAAGAAGUCAAAAGCAUGGGAAACAUGCCUUCCUUGUGCUGUUUUCCGACGAUGGGAGAAGAGGGUCUACAGCUACAAACAUUUCGCCUCUGCUGGGUCAGAAAGCUUUGGCAAAGGAUGAUACCCCUCGGGUUCCUACCCCAAGUGAAAAUGCAGUGCCUUCAGACAACCAGGUAAGCAAAAGCAGAAAAAUCCGAUCUGCUUCUGUGUCUGUUGAAAGGAACCCCAUGUCUUGCCAAAGGCUCCCGCUCUACGUAGACUUUGAGGAGAUUGGUUGGUCUGGAUGGAUCAUUUCACCUAAAGGAUACAAUGCUUAUCAUUGCAAGGGGUCUUGUCCAUUUCCCCUUGGGGAAGGCUUGAGAGCCACCAACCAUGCUACUGUCCAGUCUAUCGUGAAUGCUCUGAAACUCUCACAAGAUGUGGAAAUGCCUUGUUGUGUGCCAGAUAAACUGCACUCCAUUAAUCUUUUGUAUUUUGAUGAUGAAGAAAAUGUAGUUCUUAAACAAUAUGAUGAUAUGGUGGCAGUAAGCUGUGGAUGUCAUUAAUGGAUAUGAAUGAACUAUAUAGUAUCAGCAUAUAUGUUUUCAUCUCAUUUAAACUCCAAUGACAUCAUUUUGUACAAGGGGGAGGGGAUAUACAAAUUCACAUUUUUCAAAGUCAAUAGAAAUCUUUCAUAAUGAUGCAUUAAAAGAUAAAUAAAUAAAUAACAUUUGCAGUUAUUUGUUGUAUUAAAAAUGUGGUUCUUGCUCCAGAUAACUGUUUAAAAUAUGUUGAGGUAUUUUUUUUUAUUAUUUUUGUCCUUAUUUAAAAUGUACAGUUUAUGACUUUAUUUUUGUUAAUAAAAAUGGUCAUGUUUUAAUUAUUUUUUGUUUUGUUUUUAGAAAUGUGUUUAAAAUGUACGACAGCCGAAUCAAUUAAAAAAAAACUUCAAACGUCAUUUUUGUUCAUUUUCAUUUUGUGUUCAUUUUUUAAAUUCUCUUUUGUAGACAAAGUUUUGUUUUUAAAUAUUUCAAAUCUCCAUACUGUAUG
Acipenser ruthenus (sterlet) is the source of this 2060-nucleotide messenger RNA. RefSeq names its product bone morphogenetic protein 2-like. The transcript has 5 exons. Gene Ontology annotation, cellular component: extracellular region. The record is from RefSeq and is a predicted model, not a curated record. Bases 371 to 1576 code for a protein of 401 amino acids. Lineage: Eukaryota; Metazoa; Chordata; Actinopteri; Acipenseriformes; Acipenseridae. Gene Ontology annotation, biological process: SMAD protein signal transduction. Gene Ontology annotation, molecular function: growth factor activity; cytokine activity.